AUGAGGCUGCUCGUGGUCUGGGGGCUAUGUGCUUUUGUUGCGGUGAGCGUGUGGGCGUUGCCCGAGGGGGAGAUGAUGGAUGCCAAUCUGUUGGUCGAUGCGAGCGGAGCGCUGCACUUCAACACCAGUGGGGCCGUGCUGCUCAACGGCGUCGAUGUGGCCAGGGCGCUCAGGCAGGCCCAGCAACAGCUUGAGCAACUGACGCAAACGAUGCAACGCUUGCCGUUGAUUUAUGCGCCCGUAAUCAUAUCCACAGACGCCAUUGCCGCCAGCUCAGUGUACGCAGCAGACCUGGAUGGUGACGGGGAUCAAGACGUCCUCAGCGCAAGCCGAAAUGAUAACAAGAUUGCAUGGUACCGCAACGAUGGCAUGGGUGGAUUUUCCGCUCCCAUAAUUAUAUCUACGGCUGCCAUCUCGCCCUGGGCUGUUCACGCAGCCGACUUGGACGGCGACAACGCCAUCGACGUCCUGAGCGCCAGUGUAACUGACAACAAAAUUGCUUGGUACCGCAACAACGGUCAAGGUAAUUUUUCUGAACAGAGGGUCAUCUCCACGAAUGCCACCUCUGCUCGCGCCAGCUUUGCCGCUGAUCUGGACGGAGAUGGAGAUCUGGAUGUCCUCAGCGCCAGUACCAGUGAUGACAAGAUCGCGUGGUAUCGCAACGACGGCAGCGGUGGCUUCUCCAACGAGUUGAUCAUCACCACUUCCGCCCAGAGCGCCUGGUCGGUGGUCGCGGCCGACCUCGAUGGCGACGGAGAUGCUGAUGUCCUCAGCGCAAGUAGCACGGACAACAAAAUUGCCUGGUAUCGCAACAAUGGCAAUGCGUCCUUUUCGGAUCAAAUUGUCAUUUCCACAAACGCUGCUUACGCCUGUUCCGUGUACGCAGCCGACCUGGAUGGUGAUCAAGACAUUGAUGUCCUCAGCGCAAGUUACGACGACAACAAAAUUGCUUGGUACCGCAACGACGGCGAUCAAGGGUUCUCAAGCGAGCUGCUCAUCUCCACAGCUGCCGACGCGGCCUGGUCAGUUUAUGCGGCAGACCUCGACGGCGACGGGGACAUGGACGCUUUGAGCGCAAGCAGAGAUGACAACAAGAUCGCCUGGUAUAGGAACGACGGAAGCGGUGUCUUUACAAAUCAAAUUAUCAUCUCCACAGCUGCCGAUGCGGCCUGGUCCGUGUUUGCGGCCGACCUCGACAACGACGGCAACAUGGAUGUUCUCAGUGCCAGCUCCAAUGACAACAAAGUCGCAUGCAACCCUGAACAAGUAAGAGUCAGCGACCAUCAAUUCUGGCAACCUGCCCUGCCCGAUAUGCACACAAGGCUAAUUCAGCAGAUCCAGCUGAGCAAGCGUGCCGGUAAGUCGGCCCGUAUGGCCGGGGCCGCUGCCCACAAGCAUGAUGCAGUUGGCAGCAGCUGCCCCGCAGUCGACAAAGCCAAGACCGCUGGCCGCCACGGCUACCUGUCCCACCACAACCCCGUCUACUUUUGCUUCCAAUGCGUUCGUUGUCAAAAGAAGCCGCACUGA
Monosiga brevicollis MX1 is the source of this 1527-nucleotide messenger RNA. RefSeq lists its product as uncharacterized. The transcript has 2 exons. The record is from RefSeq and is a predicted model, not a curated record. Lineage: Eukaryota; Choanoflagellata; Craspedida; Salpingoecidae. The coding region runs from base 1 to 1527 and encodes 508 amino acids.